Messenger RNA from Cuscuta campestris, 1723 nucleotides. The record is from the annotation of a GenBank genome assembly. NCBI's taxonomy places the organism in Eukaryota, Viridiplantae, Streptophyta, Magnoliopsida, Solanales, Convolvulaceae.
CGCAUUGGAGACAGUGAAAAGUUAAAUGGGAAGUUAAAUUUAGGACGGAGUAUAUAGAUUUGAAAUAAAUUGUGCAAGAAUUGAGAAUGGCGGUGGUCAUACUGUGCUCCCGUGUGGCAACCGCGACAAUGGCGGUGGUCAUCUGUCCGGAGGGCCAUGAACAAACAUCCAAGUUUCUGCCGUCAAGCUUGCGAUCGCCGAUCCGGCGGAAUUCCCGUCGUCUGAUCAGCACCCUCGCUAGCGUCUCUUCUCCCCCGCCAUCUCCGCAGCUGCUCUCGAAUUUCCCGCGCCUCUCUCUCCUUGCCGACAAAUGUACCUCUAUGUGCCAAUUGAAAGAGAUACAUGCCCUAAUGAUCACCACCGGCCGUAUCCAUGACAACUACGCCGCCAGCCGGUUAUUUUCCUCCGCCGCUCUUUCUCACGCCGUCGACCUUAAUUACGCGCUGGAAAUUUUCGGAAGGCCGGAGUUACACCGGGUGUUCAAGUUCGGGUUGCAUUUGAAUUUGCAUUCAGCUAAUGGAUUGAUUCGUGCGUACUCUGUGACUGCUGGUUUGGACCAUGCCCGGAAGCUGUUUGAUGAAUUUCCAGAGAAAGGAACAACAAUAUGGACAACGAUGGUGUGUGGGUAUGCUCAAAAUGAUGAAUCCGGGAAUGCGAUUAAGUUGUUCGAGCAAAUGGUUGAUAAUGGAGUGGAGCCCAAUGGGGCCACUCUGGCAUCUGUGCUAUCGGCUUGUGCACAGGCUGGUUGUUUGGAAAUGGGGAAGGAAGUUCAUGUAUAUAUGGUGGAGAGAGGGAUGGAAAUGGGAGUGAUUUUAGGUACUGCAUUGGUAAACAUGUAUGCAAAGAAUGGAGCGAUAGUUGAAGCUACAACAUGUUUCUUUAGUAUGAGGGAAAAGAACAUUGCAACUUGGAAUGCAAUGAUCAGUGGGUUGGCAGCUCAUGGACAUGCCAAAGAAGCAAUUAACUUGUUCAAGAAGCUAGUGGUGGAGAAACAUUUGAAGCCAAAUGAUAUUACAUUAGUAGGGGUAUUAUCUGCCUGUUGCCAUGCCGGAUUCUUGGGUUAUGGUCGUAAAGUCUUCAACUCCAUGAAACAAUUGUAUGGCAUAGAGCCCAAACUAGAACACUACUGCUGCAUGGUCGACCUUCUAGGCCGAUGUGGAAAGCUCUUGGAAGCCGAGCAGUUGAUCAGAAGAAUGGUUUGGCCGGCUGAUGUGGUCAUCUGGGGAUCCCUGCUAAGAUCCUGCCAGAGCCAAGGGAAUAUACAAAUUGCAGAAAGGGUGGUUAAAGAGAUUCUUCGUUUGGACCCCAACAAUCAUGGUGUUUAUGUUGGUUUAUCCAAUAUGUAUGCAGAGUGUGGAAGAUGGGAUGAUGUUUUACGGAUACGGGAGGAAAUGAAACAAGGCAGCCUGAAGAAAACAUCUGGAUGGAGUUAUGUAAAUAAGUAAAGGGUUGUUUAUGAUUUGUUGUCUGAACCGAGUUGCGGCACUCUUUUCUUGGGAUUAUCCCAAGACUUUCAUCUGAACAAUCAUUGUGUUACUUCUAAUGUGUUCUAAAGUGGUUUGCUAUGAAUGAAAGAAGAAACUUACAACCUCCAAUCUCACGAAAGCAAUGGGGAGAUCUUCUGGUGCCGUCAGUAGGUCAUAGAGCCGUCAGCAGCACCAGAGAGGCUUCUUCCUAUCCUCUAGGCUUAUGAAAUGGGCAAGCUCUAGAGCUGGGGAAUAUG